Molecule: messenger RNA, 2434 nt
Organism: Sinocyclocheilus anshuiensis
Lineage: Eukaryota; Metazoa; Chordata; Actinopteri; Cypriniformes; Cyprinidae
Gene: rap1gds1
Product: RAP1, GTP-GDP dissociation stimulator 1
Exons: 15
Coding region: 371-2197 (608 amino acids)
Biological process (GO): positive regulation of GTPase activity
Molecular function (GO): protein binding; guanyl-nucleotide exchange factor activity
Source: RefSeq, a predicted model, not a curated record
UUCACCGCGCUCGUCUGCUGUGCGGAGAAUCAAACAGCUCGCUCACUAGAAGGAAGUGCAUCUGAAGUGCCGCUGUAUUUAUUUUGAUGCACAUGAGCGUUCAUCUCUUCGGGUAAAAUAACGUAAUCCCCGACAUCAGCACAGAGGGGUUUCACCCGGUUGUAUGCAUCUCCCCGGUAACGUUACAUGUACUGUAGCGGUAGAGGCUGUUUUCACCGGAGCAGCGUGGGUUAAGGUGGGCCUUGCCCGGAUAUCUGUCUGACAAGCGAACCAAAACCGAUCCGGUACCCGCCUCAAGAUAACCAGCGCACUCAGUCCUCCAGAGACUACACUUGGAGCCCGUUUGGACUAUCACACACACACUAGCCAGAUGGCGGAUAACCUGAGCGAAGCCCUGAAGACGCUGAAGCUCUUGUCGGCAGACAGCACUUCAGACAGUGUCGAGGGCUGCUUGGACUGCUUGCUCAAAGCUUUGGCCCACAAUAAUGUUGAGACCAGUGGAAAGAUCCAGGAGAUGGGUGUUCUUGCCAUGAUACCCGCUCUUCUGUCUGCGCAGAACUCGUGUACACCAAAAGUAGCCAACAUCAUUGCAGAGGUGGCCAAAAAUGAAUUCAUGAGGAGCCCGUGUGUGGAAGCAGGACUCAUUCCUCCUCUGGUUCAGCUGCUAAACUGUAAGGACCAGGAGAUACUGCUCCAGACGGGACGAGCCCUCGGCAACAUCUGCUACGACAGCCAUGAGGGCAGAAGUGCAGUUGACGCAGCGGGCGGUGCUCAGAUAGUUGCCGAGCACAUUAAGUCUCUGGCCGAAAGCACUGACCCGGCCACCGGGAAGCUCUUGACUGUCUUUUGUGGCAUGCUGAUGAACUAUAGCAAUGAUAAUGACUCGCUGCAGGCUCAGCUGAUCAGCAUGGGUGUGAUCCCCACACUGGUCAGACUGCUGGGAGUUCAUUCUCAAAACACUGCGCUCACCGAGAUGUGCCUCAUUGCCUUUGGCAACCUGGCAGAGCUUGAGUCCAGUAAGGAGCAGUUCGCCUCUACUAAUAUUGCAGAGGAGCUGGUUCGACUCUUCCAUAAGCAGGUGGAGCAUGAGAAGAAGGAGAUGAUCUUCGAGGUGUUGGCACCACUCGCUGAGAAUGAUGUGAUCAAGCUUCAGCUGGUGGAUGCUGGUCUGGUGGAGUGUCUGCUGGAGGUCGUGGCUCAGACGGUGGACAGCGACAGGGAGGAGGACGUGGCUCAGCUCAAGACGGCCUCAGACCUCAUGGUCCUUCUGCUGUUGGGAGAUGAGUCGAUGCAGAAGCUGUUUGAGGGGGGCAAAGGCAGCGUGUUUCAGAGGGUCCUUUCAUGGGUGCCCUCCAACAACCACCAGCUCCAGCUAGCAGGAGCGCUCGCCAUCGCUAACUUUGCCCGCAAUGAUGGGAACUGCAUCCACAUGGUAGACACUGGUAUCGUACAGAAGCUUCUCGAGCUGUUAGACAGACAUGUUGAAGAGGGGAACGUGACGGUGCAGCAUGCCGCCCUCAGCGCUCUGAGGAACCUCGCCAUCCCGGUGGUUAACAAAUCUAAGAUGCUCUUGGCUGGUGUGUCGGAUGUAGUGCUGAAGUUCCUCAAAUCUGAGAUGCCUCCAGUCCAGUUCAAGCUUCUGGGAACGUUACGGAUGCUCAUCGACACACAGGCUGACGCAGCAGAGCAGCUGGGGACAAACUCAAAGCUGGUGGAGCGCUUGGUGGAGUGGUGUGAAGCGAAAGACCACGCCGGAGUGAUGGGAGAGUCCAACCGCCUGCUGUCCGCUCUCAUCCGACACAGCAAGUCAAAGAAUGUGGUCCGAACAGUUAUACAAGGUGGAGGUAUUAAGCACUUGGUAACCAUGGCGACGAGUGAACACAUGAUCAUGCAGAAUGAAGCGCUGGUGGCCUUGGGUCUCGUAGCGGCACUAGACCUGGAUUCCACAGAGAAGGACUUUGUCAGCGCUAAUCUGGUGCAGGUUCUACACAAACUGCUGACAGAUGAACACAGUGCACCGGAGAUUAAAUACAACUCCAUGAUUCUCAUCUGCUCCGUCAUGGGAUCAGAGCCGCUGCAUAAAGAAGUGCAGAGCUUGGCCUUCAUCGACGUGGUCUCCAGUCUGCGCUCACAUGAGAACAAGACGGUGGCACACCAGGCCUCUCUCACAGAGCAAAGGUUAACGGCACAGAGCUAAAGGACUCUUCCACAACAUCUCCUCCCUGCCUGCUUCCCCUCACACACACAUAUCUCUCGUUGUCAUGUGCCAAGCUGUUGUCCCCUCCACAUUCCCCGCUACAGACUCUCAAAGCCCUCUGUUUGCUCCGCGCAUGCAGAGACUUGUUACCCAAAGGCAGCCAUACUUUGUAGACAGCCUUCUGCAAUAGAUUCAUACCCGAACAGCAAAAUAUUUUUAAAAGACCAUAGCUGUGAU